Capsella rubella is the source of this 1098-nucleotide messenger RNA. RefSeq names its product putative F-box protein At3g17500. The transcript has a single exon. The record is from RefSeq and is a predicted model, not a curated record. Bases 1 to 1098 code for a protein of 365 amino acids. Lineage: Eukaryota; Viridiplantae; Streptophyta; Magnoliopsida; Brassicales; Brassicaceae. Gene Ontology annotation, molecular function: protein binding.
AUGGGUAUGACAGAUCUUUCACGUGAUAUGUUAGAGAAUAUACUCUCUAGGCUCCCAGUCGAGUCUCUAAGAGAGUUGCGAUUUACUUGCAAACUGUGGAACACUUUAUUCAAAGAUCGAAGAUUCAUUAAAAAUCGCUUUCACAAAGCAGCAAUGGAAGUGAUCGUACUGAUGAGAUCAUCGGUUUCCACAUUGAUCGUUGAUAUGACUCAUAUGAGUGAAGGUAGCAACUAUGCCGGAAUUGGAUUCCACAUAUUAAACGGUGGUAUCAGCAAUUUUUACUCAAAUGAAAUCACUAUAUCUGGUAUGUUUCACUGCGACGGUUUAUUGUUGUUACAAACCAUGAAAACUGAUACUAACAAGCUUGUGGUUUGGAACCCGUGUUCCAAGGGAACCAGGUGGAUCGAGCUUAUGAAUCAUGACCGCAGUGGCAUCUUUGCUCUUGGAUACCAUAACGAUUUGUGCGAUAGCUACAAAGUCUUGAGUAUUUUGGAUUAUGAUCCAAAACCAGAGGUACAUAUCUACGAGAUCAACUCUGAUUCAUGGAGGCCUCUUGAUGAUGACGUCCCUCUCGGCUGCAUGAUAAAAUCUCGUGGGGUGUCUUUACUUGGGAAUACUUAUUGGAUUGCUUCACAAGUCAAAGAAUUAUUACUACUAAGUUUUGACUUCACAACAGAGACAUUUGGAUGUCUAAAUCUUCCCUUGGAGCGUCUUGGCUUUAAAAGUUUGGGUCUAUCAGUUGUUAAGGAUGAGCAACUUGCGAUUUUGCAACAAUGUUUGGAUACAUCAAGGGUGGAAAUCUGGGUGGCGACCAAUGACAAGAUUGAUCAGACCAAAGUCUUGUCAUGGACCAAGUUGUUGGCAGUGGAUUUGGACACUUGUUAUGAAGAACAUAAGUUUACGUGUGAUGUAAGUUUCUUCAUCGACGAAGAGAAGACAGUCGCAGUAUGUUGGGACAGAGAAAGUUUGCACAUUUUUGGAGAGGAUCACCCCCACGAAUAUAUCCCUUGUGGUGAUUCCUCGCAAUUGCAUCCUAGAGAAGGUAUGUUCCAAGGUUGGUUCAAAUUCAACCUAGAGAAACAUGGACAUGGAUAUUAG